GUUUCGCGCUCACCCUUUUCGUCACUCUCCUUUGCCCCCAAUUUCUCCUCUCAAACCUCCGCCUCUCUCCUCUCCCCCUCUUUUCUCCCCCGUAAAUUUCUGAAGUCAAAACCCUAAUCUCGCAUCCUAACCGUAUCGAGAUCGCCCAAUAGGUAACAAUCACCUAAUCUAUCUUGCCGCGGAUCGAUCGUCUAGGGUUUCUAUUUUAGGUUUUUUUUCGUUCCCUUAAUUCUGUGAGGAUGCGUUAUUCUUAAACUUCAGCAACGUACAACAUCUUCCUCAAUAAUCUUACGAAUCGUCAAGUGAAACGACAUCUUAUUUGAAAGGUGAUGGGAAACUGGGUCGCGGGUGAAUCUGCUGACUGGGCGAGCUCCUUUCCUCACACUGUAGCUUCACGACCGCCCUCUGAUGGUUCGUUAGAUGUCCGCUACUUGAGGUCUAUAACACCUGAGUUAUUUGCUAUUGGCCUUUAUUGCGAGCUGUAAUUUUGGAGAUCUUAGUACCUAGCACUGAUAAUAAUAUGGAUGGGAGCAAUGAGUCUCCUGAUCAUGUCAUUGCUGAAUUACUUAAUAUGGGAUUUGAGUUUGAUCAAGCUAUAAAAGCAGUGGAAGCUGUUGGUCCAUCUCUUGAGGAUACAGUGGAUUUCAUCUUGAACGGUUCUUGCAAUGGCAAUACUGUUAGUAACAGAAGGGUUUCAGGUCUUACUUGUUCUACAGGCCAAACACACCCUCUGAAACAGCAAGUUUCGUCACUGUUUUCUUCACGUAGGAUGAAACAGUCGAGCAUUACUGACCAUGUUUCAUCAUCUGGUAAAAGAAAAAGGAACAAUCUUUGUAGUUCUUCUAAAGAAUAUACAAAUGAUAGAUUUGAGUCUAUAUCUGAAUUAUCUCAGCGGGAUUCAAAUGCUUGCGUGGACCACGCAGAGUUAGAGGCACCAUCAGUGGAGAUUGGUACCGUUCAGCCUCGAGAAAUUUCACAGUUUUGUAGUUCACCGAGUCAGGAGAUUGAUUUGGGGAAUUGGGAGCAGAAGGCUUGUGGUAUUUUACAGAGGCAUUUUGGGUUCUCAUCCUUGAAGAGUUUUCAGAAGGAAGCUAUGGAAGCUUGGUUAGUGCGUAGAGAUUGCCUUGUUCUUGCUGCUACAGGAUCAGGAAAAUCUCUCUGCUUCCAGAUUCCAGCAUUAUUGACUGGCAAGAUUGUAGUCGUGAUUUCUCCCUUGAUAAGUUUGAUGCAUGACCAGUGUUUAAAGUUAGCAAAACAUGGGAUAUCAGCAUGUUUCCUUGGAUCUGGACAACCUGACCGUACUGUUGAGUGCAAAGCUAUGAGUGGCAUGUAUAGGAUAAUUUAUGUUUGUCCUGAGACGGUAUUAAGACUUACAGAACCACUUACAAGGCUUGCAGAAAGUCAUGGGAUUGCACUCUUUGCCAUCGAUGAGGUUCACUGCGUUUCAAAGUGGGGCCAUGAUUUUCGACCUGAUUACAGGCAGUUGUCCAUACUUAGAAAAAACUUCAGCUCUUGCAAUUUAAAAUUCUUGAAGUUUGACAUCCCAUUGAUGGCCCUGACGGCUACAGCGACGAUUCCAGUUCGUGAGGACAUUAUCAAGUCUCUGCACAUGUCAGAGGAAACGAAAAUUGUCUUGACAUCUUUCUUUCGACCGAACCUACGAUUUUCAGUGAAACAUAGUCGAACAUCUUCACCAUCGUCAUAUGACAAGGAUUUUCGUGAACUAGUAGAAACUUAUGCAAUGCCAAACGAGAAGAAUAGAAAAGGACCAACUAAGAUACCAAAUUAUGUAGAGGAUGAUUAUCGUACCUACUGCAAAGCAUCUGAUGAUAGCUCUUCUGAUGCGGAUGAAGCAUUGGUAUCAGAUUCUAGUGAUUGUAAAGGUGAACACAGUGAGGAAGAUGAUGUAGAUGCAAGUGUCAUGAAUAAGAAAUCUGAUUUACCUUCUAAGGAAUGUGAAUUAACAGCUGAAUAUUUGGAAGAUGAAGUCGACGUUCAUCAAUGUGUGGAUGACUUAGAUGUUUCUUGUGGUGAAUUCCCUGGAAAUCUUCUGCUUGAGAGUUCAGUGAUUCAUGAGGCAUCUGAGAUGUCUGAUCUGCAAGAAGCUUUGCACCAAGGCCCCACAAUUGUGUAUGUUCCUACUAGAAAAGAAACAACAAAAAUAGCUGAAUAUCUGUCCAGAGCUGGAGUCAGGGCUGCAGCAUAUCAUGCAAAGCUUCCAAAGGCACAUCUGAGGCGGGUUCAUCAGGAGUUUCAUCAAAACUCAUUGGAGGUUGUUGUUGCAACAAUUGCUUUCGGAAUGGGUAUUGACAAGUCAAAUGUUCGAAGAAUUAUUCAUUAUGGCUGGCCACAGAGUCUGGAAGCAUAUUAUCAAGAAGCAGGGAGAGCUGGAAGAGAUGGAAAACUAGCAGAUUGUAUUUUGUAUGCCAACUUGUCGAGAAUACCAACACUUCUUCCUAGUAAAAGAAGCGAAGAGCAAACAAAGCAAGCAUAUAAAAUGCUUUCUGACUGCUAUCGGUAUGGUAUGAAUACUGCAGCAUGCCGAGCUAAAAUACUUGUGAAAUAUUUCGGAGAGGAGUUUAGCUAUGCUAAGUGUCAAUUAUGCGAUGUAUGUGUUAAUGGACCUCCUAAAAUGCAAAAUCUAAUAGAAGAAGCUGCUACUUUCAUGCAUGUUCUGAAAGCUCAAGUUGGAAAUAGAAGUUUUGGGCAUGUAUCUCACGAUGGUGCAAUUUACAGUGAAUCUAGCACAAGGAGGCCUUCUGAGAGAGCCAACUUCAAGAUGCUUGUCAGUAAAAUAAGAGAGAAGUCCCUGAAGUUCUCUACAACUGAUUUGUUGUGGUGGCGGGGUCUUGCACGGAUACUACAAGAUAAGGGCUUUAUCAGAGAAGGAAAUGAAUUGGCGCGUGUUUCAAUUAUUUACCCAGAGCUUACAGAGUUGGGGUUGAAAUUUUUGAGCUCUGAGUGUGAGCAAAUUCUCUAUGCAUAUCCUGAAGCGGACAUGCUGCUCCCUGCCAAAAAAUCGAAGCCAUAUUCUUCUUUCUCCGAAUGGGGAAGAGGUUGGGCUGACCCUGAGAUAAGACGGCAGCGUCUACAAGGAUGGAAAGGGAGGUCGAAGAAGAAGAGGAAACCUUGGAAGCAAAGAGCAGAUACUAGCACAGUAAGAGGAAGGUUAUCAGUAAAACUAUCUAAAAGAAAAUUGUAAACGUCAUAUUUUCUUGGUGAUGAAAAAGGGUUGACAACGUAAUUUGCCAGAGAAAGCAAAUUUCCUUUCCCCCUUUUUUUCAUUCACUAAAUGUAAUCUUUUCUUUUUCUUGUCAUGUUGAUUUGCCAGAUUUGGUUAUUCAAACUCGGAGAAACUUGUAGACUGAACCAUUUAAGAGGAAUUUUACAACUGGAUGAAUAA
Asparagus officinalis (garden asparagus) is the source of this 3403-nucleotide messenger RNA. Its product is annotated as ATP-dependent DNA helicase Q-like SIM. Gene Ontology annotation, molecular function: ATP binding; 3'-5' DNA helicase activity; four-way junction helicase activity. Gene Ontology annotation, cellular component: cytoplasm; nucleus; chromosome. Gene Ontology annotation, biological process: double-strand break repair via homologous recombination. The record is from RefSeq and is a predicted model, not a curated record. The coding region runs from base 521 to 3202 and encodes 893 amino acids. The transcript has 17 exons. Lineage: Eukaryota; Viridiplantae; Streptophyta; Magnoliopsida; Asparagales; Asparagaceae.